CUAAAGUCCGACAGGAAGCCCAGUAUAGUGACGUCAUCCAGGGGCGCCACUAGAUUUUCACGUAUUGGGUUGUGAAAUGGGCACAAUUUAACAUCUAUGUCUGAUUUGUUUAAAAAGUAAUCAUAGUAACUCACAAAGGACCACACUGGGUACAGCACCACAAUGACAUGGAGAGAUGUGGCAGUUGACAUCAGACGGAGGUUUCCAGAGCUAGUUCCAGCGGCAGCGUCCUCCCAGGAUUUGGCUCCCUGCUCGCCGCAGUGAGACGGACCCCCCCCCACCCCCGUCCUUCCGGGACCACCAUGAAGCCCACGCACGAGCGCAACCAGGAGUGCCUACCCCCAAAGAAGCGCGACCUGCCCGUCAGUAGCCCCAGCAGUGGAGUGGGUGGAGGCGGAGGCGGAGGUGUAGGCGGUGCGGGCGGAGGCGAUGACGGGACUCCCUCUCACAGCUCCAGCUCCACCUGCAGCGAAAGCCAGGGAGGGGGAGGCGCAGCGCCCGGGGAGUGGCUGCGGGUUCAGCCAGGUCUGCCGUACAGUGCGGAGAACGCCGACUCCAUCGGCGUGCCGGUCGACCAGUACGGGAUGCUCUACAAAGUCGCCCUCCCAUCGGUCACCUACUCCCCGACCAACCUGCACCCGGUGCUGAGUCACAUCUCCCCUGCCUACACCGUCCCCUCCCCGCUCCUGCAGCACCCCGGCAUCCCGUACUCCGCUCUGGGGUACGCCCAGAUCCCCCACUCGUCCCUGCAGUUCGUGAGCUCCCCGUACGCCGUUCCCUACGCCGUUCCCCCCGGCUUCGUCCCCGGGCCCCUGAUCUCGCCACAGUCCGCCCUCUCCCAGUCCCCCCACGUCCCCCACCUGGUCCCCUACCCGUCAGUCAUCCAGGAGGGCGUCGUCUCGCCUCCCGGCCCGCCCCCGACCUCCGCCCACGCCUUCGCCAAGGUGUCCGCGGGCGGCGCCGUUCCCAUGGUGCUGUCCCCGGAGCAGGCCGCGGCCCAGCAGCUCUUGGGCUCCCUGGGGGGGCUGGCUGCUGGGGAGGGCGGCCCCCGCGGACCUCCGGCCUUCUACCCCCACCCGGGCACCAGAGUGGUGGCCCCCUACAGGGACCCGCGGGCGGCCCUGGAGGUCAACGGCGGGGAGGACGAGAAGGUGGGGAGGGAGCUGCUGCAGGACGUGGGGUACCCCCCCAGGAGUGUGCGGCCCCCCCAUGCCGUGGCCGACAGCCCCCAGCACGACAGGCCUGUCGGGGGUCGCAGAUACGAGGACCGGGGCUCGCCUGGCCACCGAAGCACUCCCGAGACGGACCUGGAGGUUCAGCGAGUGGUGGGCCGCCUGACUUCCCCAAACCGCGGUGUGACCGGGAGCCAUAAAGAGGAGGCGCUGCGCCCCCUGAAUCUGUCCCAGAGUUCCCAGAGGGGCUGGCAGCCGGUGCCCGGGGCCUGCGUGGAGAACAUGGCUGGUCUGGGCAAGCCUGUGUACGAGGCGCACGCGGUGGGAGCCGGAGACCCGCGGUCCCUCGCGGUCCAUCAGCCCGCCCGCCACGCCGUGAUGCUGGCCAACGGGCAGCCGGUCCUCGUCCCGCUGGACUACAAGCAUCAGCAGCAUUACGCCGGCCUGGCCAACGACAUGAUCGCCGCGGCAACGGCUGCGGCGCCCGCGAGGCACUCGAAAGCGUCCGAUUCCCCGGCGCACCCGCACCCCCCGGACAGGGCCCCCGUGGAGCCGCCGCCGCCCCAGCAGCUGCAGGUGCACCCCAGCCCUCCUGUCCCGACCCCGUGCCCCGUACCCGUCCCGGUCCAAACCCAGCCGCCCCCCUCUCUCGCCCAGAACCCCUCACACUUCAUGAAGGGGGCCAUCAUCCAGCUAGCCACGGGCGAGCUGAAGCGCGUGGAGGACCUGCAGACGCAGGACUUCGUGAAGAGUGCGGAGGUGAGCGGGGGCCUGAAGAUCGACUCCAGCAUGGUGGUGGACAUCCGGCAGAGCACGCAGAAGCCCGGCCUGGUGGCCCUGCACUUCACCGUGGGCGAGCAGCAGAGCAAGGUGACCAUCGACGUCCCGCCCGAGCACCCCUUCUUCGUCUUCGGCCAGGGCUGGUCCUCGUGCAGCCCCGAGGGCACGGCCAAGUCGUACGGGCUGGGCUGCCACCACCUGCAGGUCGGGGACGUCUGCGUCUCCAUCACUUUACAGCAGCCGCAGCGGCAGGAGAGACCGCCGCUCCAACAACAACAGCAACAACAACAGCAACAACAACAACAACAGCAACAACAACAGCAACAGCAACAGCAGCAACAGCAAUCAUCCCGGACGCCCGCCAAGGCCGGCUCUGCCACCAGCGUGAUCCAGGCCCAGCCCAUGGGGCCCCCGGCUCCCCAGCACCUCCGGCCGCCGGCGCAGGGUCGGGCCGAGAGCGGUUACCGGGACGGGGAGCGAGGCGAGGCGGAGGAGCUCGCGCAGGUAAGGGUCGGGGGACACGGGGAGACGCUCUCCCGGACAGACAGGACUUCGGCGGAGCACGUCCGGAGCCUGAGCGGCAACUAUUUGCACACGGAGGGCGCCCCUCCCCGGACGGUGGCCGCCGCGAUGCGGGGCCUGUCGUCGUCGAUCGUUGGAGCUCAGAGACACAGGUCCGUCCCCAGUUUCCAAAGAUACGGCACCAAGGACGAGGAGGAGGCGGCCCACCUCUCCUCCACACGACCCUCCUUCAUCCCCCAGGAGGUGAAGUUGUCCAUCGAGGGGCGCUCAAACGCGGGGAAGUAGCAAGGGGCGUUCGCCAGCCGCGGGAGGGUGUUGGCUGAAGCGGGAAUGCGUCGGCCAACCUCGGCAGGAUGUUGGCUGAACCAUCAAUGCGUUAAAAGGACCAGAAAGUGAUAAGGCAAAAACAGUAUGCUCUUUGUUUGGCGUUUGCACACUCAUGAAGGUUAGAAUUAUACCACGAUGACUGUUCAGGAUCUUCUAAGGUCAGUCCGGCCUGGGCUGGCUGUAGUGGUCGCAGUGUUCGGUUGACCACGCAAGGUGUUAUUAUGACGAGAAAAUAACAGGCAAGGUAACCAAAGUUCUUUGGUAACAGUUUUGGUCACGGGCUGCUCACAAGAGCGCUGGGCCAAAAACGUAAGUGCGGGACUCUGCUCGACCUCUGCUUCGUGGAACAGCUGAGGACCAUCAGCAGCAGUUGCAGUAUUAACCAAAGCCUCCACAAUCUACAGUACGUGCUGUCCUCCGGGUGGGUUCCAGUCUGAUGUGGUGCAACGACUGCUUUGACGAGAAUCUCCUCACCUUUGACCAAAAUCACACACACACACAAACCCGGGAUGGAGCAGAGUGUGUGGCUGCACUGGGGUGAAAAAGGAAAAAAGAGUAGUCUGUCCGACACUGAUUCUGGCGAAGUGAUCCAAUCGCUUCUGCCUUGUUUUGUGUUCUAAUCUAUGUGGGGGGAUUUCUCGAGAAAAAUCUGAUUCUUUUUAAAAAAAUCUUGCAAAAAUCUCAUGGGUCAUUCUCUUAAAUAUUGAUUCCAUACGUUUCCUUUUUUUUUUUUUUUUCUCUUUCCUUUUUAAUAUUGUUUCCUUUGGCAAAAGGCUCUUGGUAUGUAAUGGUUAUUGGGCACAUUUCUCAGAAGGAUUAGAUUUUAUGCUGCUGCUUAUUGCACUUGCUUCUUCUGUGCGACUCCUUACGGCGCCACCGUGCUAAUGUAGUUCCCUGGUCGGCACAGCAUCCGUGCUUCAGUACCAGCAGACUUGCGCCCUCCCCCGACUCCAGUGUUUACAGUCCAUGUACGUUUGUGCCUCAUCUCUCUGUUUUCUUUAAAGUCUGUUAACGCAUCAAUUGUUACCCUUUACAAACACCGCCCGGUCAAAAGUUAGGAAUUGCCUUGCCCUUUUUUCUGAUUUCAUGUUUUAUUUCCUCCUGUUUGUAAACGUAAAUGAAUUGACACGUGGUCAAAGCGCUGGCUCAGAUCCUUUGUGAAUGGGUUUUUAUACCUUUUUAUACAUUUUGGUUUCGCCAAAGUCAUCAAGGGUCCAAGGUAUCAAACGAACAAACAUGCUGCUGCCAGGUAUGCAGUAGAUAAGAAAAGCAAAGUUUCUCAUGACAAAUUUUCACGUUGAACUCAAUGGAAAGAAUAUUCAGGAGAAACAACCCUUGAUGUAUCUAGUGCCAGCACUGUGGUUUGAGGCUGGUUUGAUAGCUCGGACUCUUGAUGAGUUAACGGCAUUUAGCAAAGAAUGUGUUCCAUACUGUAUCGGCAUAAUUUACAACUGAAUCAAGUCCCAGCCCCCAAUUCCCACAGAGAUCCAUUAAAAUGCAAAAGGUUUUAGUAUCGCUUGUAGGACAACCUGUAAAUAAGUUCAUAAGUCAUAGACAUCAGGAUGUCAUGGCAUGUAAAGGAUAUACAACCAAAUAGAAAGCAUGACUCUUAUAGUCAUUCUUAUAGUUAAUUUGUCUCAAGCACUGACUACAUUUACAAAGUGCUGUAAUUAUUACACUGUCAAACCAAAAUGUAUAGAACAACGCUUAAAGAAAAGCUGCACUUUGACCAUGUGUGAAUUGUUUAAUGACAGAUAAAGUAAAAUAUUAAACAGAAAAAGGAGAAAAGGGCAAGGUGAUUCCAAACUUUUGACCGGGGCUGUAGGUCUGAGUGGAGACAACACCUGAUAUUCACAACACACGCAUUGAGUGUGAACGCACGCAGGACCUGCAAAACCUCAUUCUCUGCUGCUGACUGUUUACUGUCAUGAAAAUUAUCCGUACCCACGUAACUUCAGUCAGACUAACCUAAACCCAAAGAUGGAACACGCAUACUUAUUUUUGGGCAAAUUUGCCACUUGAGCUACCAAUUAUUAUUUGCUUUGACAUUGAGGCAGUCUUUUUUGAAGGUCAGGUCAGGAUUAUUUUUUAUGUUUGCCGUGGCUAUUGAGCACCAGUCUGUUCUGGCACUACUUUCUUUGUUUGCUCUUGUUACAGCUUUGCCAUCUGUAAUUCAUUGAUUGAAUUACAGUAGGCUUCCACUGAAGUCAUCCCAUCUCUUCAAACCGUCUUCACGAAUCUGGGUGUUCGAGGCUGCUUAACCUGCCUCCUGUGUUUUAAGAACUUUUGAGGACACUGUGGGUGUCUGUGUUGGGAGUCCUUAAGAUCCAAGUACCGUUUGGAAACACUGACUAGUAUCACGAUUCAGUUUGUGGAUAGAAACUUUGUGGAGAAAACCACCACUGAUAAAUCCUUAUUUCCUGGAUGCUUAAUUACAAUUAUGAAAGCAAUAGUUGCUCUUGGGAACAUGGAUGUGCAAGGUUUACCCAGCUUUGAUGUUUUUGGUAUUGUUUUUAUUUUUUAUUUUAAAUAAUGCAUAUAACAAUAAUAAUAAUAAUCAUUAUAAUAAUGUCUUUUAGACUUCAGAAUAUGCAGCUGACAUUUUCCCUUUCAAGUGUCGGGUUGAGUUUGAGUCAGAGGGUUUAAAAGAUAAAGGCAAUCAAAGCCAUCGUGGCAUUCCAGAGAUCCUUGGAUGUACAGUCGAAACGAAAACGACCCCUUAUUAACGGCCAAUAAUUUUAUUGCCUUCCGUUCUUGAUAUGUUUUGCAAAAAAAAAAAACAAUGUUACCCAUUUCUGUGGUCGUGACCUUUGAGUAGUUUUGUGUUGCACAGAACAUUUCUUUUGACUGAAAUAACAGGAGAAUCUUUUUUUCUUCUUUUUCUUUUUUUUUAAGAAACUGAUGUGGUACACACUCAUUACAGAUCAACAACAAAUAUAUAAUAAUGCAGUUUAUUUUUUAUUUUUUUGGUUGCUGUAAGACAAUUAAGAACAAGUGCAAUUAGAUUGAUUCCAAAUUGACAUUCUGCAUAUUCAAAUUUACUCUUCUUUUGGUUAAUGUAUCAGAGUCUGUCCCAUCUGCCUGUCGUUGCUGUCCUCAAUCGCCUUCCAAGUGACAAACCAUACAGGCCAGCGUCGUCAUGCUGCGAUCAGUGCCAACCUUCGGCAGAUAGGAAAGCCAGCAUUAUUUCAUACGGUUUUUCAUCAAAUUCAUAAGUGCAGAAAUGCUAAAAGCUUGAGCAGGUUUAUAUGUAUCAAAUAUGUGCUGUGUAAUGCAUACGGUUAUAUAAUUAGGCUAUAUAAGAUGUAAGAUAUCAUUCCUCCGGUUCAUCAGCCUUCACAUUUAUUUUAGCAUUAGCACUGUUUCCAUUUUACCUCUUCAGUCUUAUUGUCCACCUUGCUCUCAUCGGUGUGAUUGCACUUGGUUGAAGUUUGAAUUCAUUUAAUUUUCAGCUUUUUAUUUUGUGCAAAUUUAAAUGACCUUUUAAUCAACUGCCACGGCUGCCAAAAUGACCUGGGUGCAGCACGCACUGCGGAAAUAGAAGACUGAUAUGCUACUUUUUUGAAAUGGCUGAAAGUAGCGAUUAAUUUUAUCGGAAAGGUGUCCGCUUUCCUUGUGUAGAUCAAGUCAUUGAUCUUGUUUGCCAAGAACCAGGAACGUGAUGGGGACACUUAGUUAGAUUCUUGACAUCAAGAGGAUUGACUCCUCUCCUACCUUUCAUAAUUUCAUCUGGUCCACAAACAUCUCUCGGUGAAUAAACAGCCUUAACGUAUUUCAGGAUGUUAUCCGGUGUAUUACGGCUCAGUAUAAUAUUUGGGAGCAUUACAUAUUAGAGGUUUUUCCCAAGGACUUCUCCCCCAGGAGACCUGUUGUCCCAUUUGAGUGCUCUGCUCAGUGAGUCGAGGGUCAAACGAGACGCUUCCGGCAAGCGAUUGAGCGGGUAAACCACAACAGUGAAAUUAUUACUGAGUGGUUGUUUCAUUCGGUUGGUCUCCGGUGGAACCGUGUAUUGUGACACAUGCAGUUGGUUCCUGGUGCUGGUGAAAGUCCUGCACUGUGGCGGUUAGAGUUCUGGGCGAAGGAGCCGUUCUUUGCGCUGCACUUCCAAGGGUGCGACUGCGGUGUCCCUUCGAGGAUUUGAACCCGUAACCACGGCGUUCCCCCAUCAUGCUCACCGUCACCGUUUGCGCUGCGUGCCCUCUGUCUCUGUCUCCGUGGAGAGGUGACUGGCUGACGGUGGCCGCAGGUUAAUGAGUGGGACUAGGAAUAGCUCUAAUGCUACGCGAUGGCAGCGGACUGCUACCAUGUCUGUGUCUGCACAGGACGCCGUGAAGACAUGCUGCUUGUGCAGACAGCGCACCUAAGGGUCACCUUAUAUACUUAUGUUUCAUCAAAUCACUUUCACUUAAUUUUACGAAUUUUCAGACCGGUUUCACAGAACCAGAUUAAGAUUGGUCCUGGACUAAGUUGAGUUUUGCAUGGGGAAUUUCUAUUCAAAAUUUAAUUUAGUCCAGAACUAGGCUUUAUCGGUGUACACACAUGAUGGUCAUUUGUUUGAGUUUUUCUCUAUAUAGUCAAAUAUAACCAGCAGUUGAGCAUGUGCUUGUGCGCAUGCUAAGGAUGUUUUUUUAAAAAUAUAUUAUCAAUUCAAUAAUGCCUUAAAACCACAACGUACAUGUCAAUAGAAUGAUUUGCAGGUGUUAGGUUUUUUCCCCCCCCUUCCCCUCAGUAUAUUACAAGAGUUGUUCAUUAAGCAAUGUUUCCUAUGUUUUUAUAUUGUCCGAAGGUGGUAGCAUUUUAUAUAUGAUACAGGUGACUGAUGGAGUGUAUGCACAAGGGAGAGCGAAGGUGUCUGGUCAGGUGAGAUCUGUCUCUGCACUUUUGUUUCCACAAGAUUUAAUAGACAGUGGUGGUAAAAUUUUGAAACGGGCAGGAAAAAAUUGCGCUCCUACUCAAAAAAUACUUUUGUUUCGGGCAGUUUUUUUUUCUUUCUAGUGAUGUCUUGAUGACUAUAAAGGGCCCUGUUAGUUUGAUGCUUUUGUGGUGGUUUGGAGGCGAUUUUCCAUUUGGGUAAACAGAAUGGCAGGAAUGUUUUCAGACUGUGACAUAGGAAAUCAGUCAAAGGAAGACAUUUGUUGCCAGUCCCCCCCCCCCCCCUCCCUCUAGAGAAAGGUAUUUACAUUUGCCCUGCUUUAUGUAAACAUGAUGUCCAGUCUUGCGUUUGUGACAGAGAGGGAUUCUCUCCAGUCCUGAUGGUAAAUAUGCUUGUUUGCAUAUUCGUAGAUCUUGUGGAAACAAACAGCGUUUGUUGAGUUUAUAAAUGACUCAGAGGAAAGGUAGUGUAUAACCCAGUUUAAAUGGGCAGACGGGGCAGCUAAGGUUUGGUUGAUGGUGUGUGACUAUAUCAUGAGAGUUUUAAAUUAAUCAUUUGUAAUAUCAAAUUAAACUUGUACUUUUGGCACUAUGUGACACUGCUUUUAUGUGAUGUGUAAUACACUGAUAAGAAAGGACAUCUUUAAUGCAUAAAAACUGCAAAAUAUAUGCAAUGAUGUAUAUGUAAUAUUGAAUCCUCAAGUAUAAUCCAGGUUGUGUAAACAUUGUAUAGCAAGUUUUAAUAUCUUAUGGCUGUACCAAUAUGUAUUAAUUCUUAUCGGAAGCCUUAUAGUUGUGAACCCAAAGUGCUCCCUUUUUCUAAAGUACCGUACACCUACCUGAACUUUCAAAAGCAUUAAUAACUAUAUUUUAUUUGUACUCGUUUUGAAUAAAUUAGAUUUGUACUGUAUAUUUGUACUUUUUGUGAACUUAGGGCUGAAUUGUUUUUUUGUUGCUGUUUUAACACAAUGUACUUAAGGACACAAAAUAUUGUAUUUUUACUGUUACAGCUAACUUCUUAUGAAAUAUUGCAUUUAUCAUGUUUAAGUAAACACAGUAUAAUAUAAUAUAUAUAUGCAUAA
Molecule: messenger RNA, 8755 nt
Organism: Conger conger (European conger)
Lineage: Eukaryota; Metazoa; Chordata; Actinopteri; Anguilliformes; Congridae
Gene: atxn1l
Product: ataxin 1-like
Exons: 3
Coding region: 303-2759 (818 amino acids)
Biological process (GO): anatomical structure development; regulation of DNA-templated transcription
Cellular component (GO): nucleus
Molecular function (GO): RNA binding; protein binding
Source: RefSeq, a predicted model, not a curated record